Penicillium cataractarum is the source of this 321-nucleotide messenger RNA. RefSeq names its product transcriptional regulator family: Centromere protein B DNA-binding region. The annotation marks the transcript as partial. The transcript has 3 exons. Lineage: Eukaryota; Fungi; Ascomycota; Eurotiomycetes; Eurotiales; Aspergillaceae. The record is from RefSeq and is a predicted model, not a curated record.
AUUGCCCUCGAAUUCGGUGCGACUAGGCGCAACCUUGCCGACCGCUUCAAGAAUCGCCAUCAGGCGGCUAGUACUAUCAAACCGGUCAAUAAAGCCCUGGGGUGGAAAAAGCUUUGGUACACUGGACUCGGAUAUCUGCGUGGGCAAAUUGCGCGCUUACACACACUGGCUAGCCAGAUCGUCUAUAACUUUGAUGAAUGCGACUUCCGCCCUAGCGAGGGUAAAUCACGAAGGGUCAUUAGUUCUAGACCAUCAGAUCUUACUGGAUCGUCGCGAGAUGAAAAUAUCACUCUAAUUGAAUAUAUUACCGCCGCUAGGUAG